GCCAGCCAGUCAGUGUGGUUCGUGACGCCGUGGAGGGUGGAUGUACGCCCGUGUCGCUCCUGAGACCUCGCUGUCCCUCGGCGUUGGGGCGAACUGUACGGAGAGACUUUGGGAGUUGUUGGUGGUUUAGUGUUCUGUUAAUUUUCCCUCCCCCGACUUUUGUGGAAGGAUUGAUUUGUGUGUACAUGUACGAGGAGGAUGUGAUGAGCGAUUGAGAUUUGGAAGUUUUUACUUGAUUUUUUUGUUUUUUUUUAGUUUGAUACCAUUUUUUGGAUACUUUGGUUUUCAAGUCCUUAGAGCACGCGAGUUCUAUCCCGACUAUUUUGUUGUAGUAAACGUGAGACUCGCCUCUUUAGAAACUGAUUUUAAAAAAUGAUGAUGUGUCCUGAGCGUUGGGUCAAAGCUACGAAGGCGAAACUAUGAGAAAGAGGAAGAAGGCGAGCUCAGAGGAACCGCUGACGAAGAGGAAGAAGAGGAAGUGAAUGAUGAGGAAGAGGGCAAGAGGGAGGAGACCAGGUGGCGUUUGGACAUUACGCGAGCAUUACAUGCAUUGCCUCCCUCGCUGCGUGUAGUAGUCGUUGCACAGUGCACAUGCAGGACCCUUGGAUUCCGUCGCCCCCUUAUUUAUUUAUUGCUCGCCCCCCCGUCGCGGAUCCAGGAACGGUGGCGGUCGCGCAGGAGAGGCCUAGCCACCUCCUCCUCGGUCGAGUGAGAGGCCAAGAGGAGUACUGAACACGUACAGGGAGAAAGAGGAGUCGGACUGGGAAAAAAGAGGAGCUAAGACCGCGCGAGGGAAAGUGAAAAGUUCACAAGGACUUUAACUCGACUUGUACGGAGGACUGCACCCCGCGGUCCCGAGCGGAGGUUUCUGUGCUGUGGUGUUACGGUGUUCGUGAUGGUGUUACGCUUGUGCUCUGACCUUCCGCCGUGUUACUGUGACGUGGUGCUCGGCUCGAGGUGGAGGAGGAGCAGCAGCCAGUAGCCAGCCAGCUGAAGGAACAAGUUUGAGUGUUGGAUGAAAGGACGACAUAACGACCAGCGUCAAGGAUGGAACGGCCGCUGGUGCGACGAAGACACGCCAGGGAGGACUACGACUUCGGAUGGGCGCCCUUGAGAGCCAGCCAGCUCGCGUCGCCGCAGGUGUCUUCGUCCCCGUCUCGCCAUGAGGACCGCGAGAGGAGGCGCCGGCGAAGGAGGAACUCCGGCGACCGCGACCGCGACUCCUCCGGCCGCAGGGAUGGGCGCUCCAAGGGCGGCCGCGACGAUCGGAGGGCGCUCCCCACAGACUAUCGGGGCGCCCUGGCCAAGUUCGCGCCCCCGGCCCCCCACGCCCUCCUCAAGAAGAUCGGCAGCAAGGACGUGCAGGGCCUCGGCAAGGUGAGUGUCCCGUCGCGCCGGCAGGGAGGUCCCCGGGCGGUUUUGCUCGCCCGGAGGAGCUCUCGGCCCUGGCUUUCGGGCACAGGCAUGUUUCCUGCCAGGGUUGUCUCCCUUAAUCCUUGGCUAAAAAGCCUUAAGCCUGAGGGCACAGGCGUGGAAGUUGGCUGUGAGACCAAAGACCACAGGCACUCUAGUGCCAUAGCCAAGGCACAGAUAAAGCGCUGGAUGCCAUCACAGUAUUCAUAA
Molecule: messenger RNA, 1623 nt
Organism: Penaeus indicus
Lineage: Eukaryota; Metazoa; Arthropoda; Malacostraca; Decapoda; Penaeidae
Exons: 3
Coding region: 1048-1623 (191 amino acids)
Source: RefSeq, a predicted model, not a curated record